AUGUCAAGUAGUCAACGAGCAGAAAGUGGACAUGCAUUUUUCAAAAAAUUUGUUUCGAAGAAUAAUUCAUUGAUGGAUUUUAUGAUACAGUUUGGUAGGGGACUAGUGCGCCAACGUCACGAGGAGUUGAUGGCCGCUCACAAAGAUGUAAUUGAGAAACCUAAACUUAGAAUAAAUCAUGACUUUUUGAAGCAAAUGGUUGAUAUUUACACGAAAGAGAUGUAUUACAAGUUUGAGGCUAAAGUGUGUGACAGCUUUAACUACAACUUACAGUUUGUUAGGGAAACCGACAAUCACUAUGUGUAUCAAAUUCAAAGAAAGAAGCUCGGAGCAAGUAAAGUCCGCGAAAUCGUUUACAACAAGGACUUGAAUUUGGUUUCUUGUAGUUGUAAAAAGUUCAAAAGUGUCGGAAUCCCAUGUACGCACAUUAUCUUAUAUUUGAUGAAGUUUGAUGCUGAAAUAUUGCCCGAUAAAUAUAUCUUAAAGAUGUGGACUAAGUCUGCAAAAUCAGGGAUAAUGGAUGAUGAUAAAGACAUGCAGAUAACCCCUGACAAUUCUUAUCUUUUAAUGCGGAGUCAAUUUAUCCAAUCAUCUUUGGAUUUAGUUGACAAGUCCCUCGUAUGUGAAGAAACAAGGAUGAUGUUUACCGAUGGUUUGUGUAGCAUUAAUGAGCAAAUAAGUCAAUUUCUUAGUAGCCGCAUGGGUGUAAUGAGCUUCACCGAGAAAAGUAAUUCAAUAGGUAGUAAUAUAAUAGGUGAUGGUACUAGUGCGCAUGGUUCUUGUACUUUUCAAAAUAGUUUCAAUGAACCCAAUCAAGUGCGAGCAAAGGGGUACGGUAAAAGGUUGAAAGGAGGAAAAGAGAAAUCAAUUGCUAAAGUCAAAAAUAAAAGAGAGAGACAUUGUCACGGGUGUGGUAAAGUAGGCCAAUCACAUGAUAAGUGA
Molecule: messenger RNA, 942 nt
Organism: Asparagus officinalis (garden asparagus)
Lineage: Eukaryota; Viridiplantae; Streptophyta; Magnoliopsida; Asparagales; Asparagaceae
Product: protein FAR1-RELATED SEQUENCE 1-like
Exons: 1
Coding region: 1-942 (313 amino acids)
Biological process (GO): regulation of DNA-templated transcription
Molecular function (GO): zinc ion binding
Source: RefSeq, a predicted model, not a curated record